AUGGAACUGCUAAAAAGCUUCCUGCAAAGCAAUUCGUAUGGUCUUUUCCAUCUUUCCAAAGAACUUUUGGAUAAAGGGUUCUUCAAAAGGCAUCUAAGCGAUUACCAAUAUACCAUUGUGUCAAAUAUUCUCAAACAAGACAACUUCAACCUAUGGAAUCAGUUUCUCGAAGGAAACUGUCGUCUAGAUAUCACGUAUCCUGAACGAGAAGGCUCCGAAGGUGAUGACCCGAUUGAGGAUGGUGUUAGGCCCAUGACGAAUUUGGCAUUUCAUAUGCGAUAUAUCUUAUGGGAGAAGGCCAUUGACUACUUCUAUGAAGAUAACCUCAAGGGCACCGACCACUCGUUGAAAAGUCAAUCAGGCGAGUCCGGUAACACCUACGACUUGAUUGAGAGCCUCGAUAGUAUACAACCUGAUCUGGAAAAGAUGGAGCAGGAAGAGGACUCUUCUGCAAAGAAGCCUGUUAGAGAGGAGGAAGAUGACUAUGACGACGAUGAAGAGGACGAAUCAGAUGAAAAACUGAAGGAUAAAGAUCAACUGAAUGGUGACGAUAAAAACCAAAACGGGGAACUACAAUUAGAUGGUGGUUACGUCAAGGUUGAAAUACCCUCUACUGAAUUCACUGUCAAGGCCGCGCCUCAAGCAGAUACCACCACAACGGAACUAGAAACAACCCCUGCUGAAGGCAACGAAUAUUCCUCAAACAAUGCUGCUCAGAGUCUUGAAGAUCAAGAGUCAUUAGUGAAGGAGUUCAACAAAGUGUAUCAUAAUUUCGAGUACGACAAAGAGACACUCAUAAAGCGCAGGAAGCUUGAAAAGUCAGAUAUGCAAAUCGAGUCACAGAAACCUGGCGGUGAUGAUCCUACAAACCAGAUACCUAUUAACUUAGGUUCAGCAUCUCACUCGUUACAACAUCUUUUGGGCAUUAUACAAGACCGACGUGACGAUGUUAGUCUAACUGAUCAUGAUCUUAAGAAAUUGUUCAUGGAUGUGCGGAAGAAUAGAGGUAAGUGGGCCAACGACGACCGUAUUGGCCAGGAGGAACUUUACGAAGCCUGUGAAAAGGUACUUCAAGACUUACGUGGUUAUACUGAACAUUCUACGCCCUUCCUUAACAAGGUCUCCAAAAGGGAGGCUCCCAAUUACGGUUUAAUCAUCAAGAAGCCUAUGGAUUUGAACACCGUCAUGAAGAAACUCAAGAAUCUUACCUACAACUCUAAGCAAGAAUUUGUCGAUGACUUGAUGCUCAUAUGGAAUAAUUGCUUAACUUAUAACGCAGAUCCCAAACAUUACUUGAGAGCACAUGCCAUUGCUAUGCAAAAAAGGACACAGAAACUUGUCCCCAGCAUCCCAGAUAUUGUAAUAAGGAGCAGAUCUGAAGUGGAGAAGGAAGAAGACAUCGACUCAGAGGCAAAAGCUUCCACCCCAGCGCUCAAAGGAGGAAAAAAGGCUUCCAAAAAGGGAAGAAAGAGGAAGCGUGAAGAAGUCAUAAAGUCUGAAGAGGUUGACGGAGUCAGUGAUGCUCAGCUGUCCGAAGCGCCUUCAAAACUGGAAACGCCUGCUCCGCCAUCACAACCCACUCCAGUGGAGAAUGGGAAUACUGCUGCGGAGGAGAAUCCAGUUGACGAAGAGGAAGAAGAGGCGGCAGAGGAAGCUGAUACAGACAUUAGAGAGAACGAGAACGAAGAUGAACAAGACCCAGAGCUACAGUCUUGGAGAACGCUAACCGCAAAGUCUAGAGCUAAUUAUUGUGCUUCUCGUGCUGCUCUUUUUGACAAUGACUUCAAGCUUAAGAUGGAUGCAGAAGCUAUUCUUCGAGAAUCUAGCAAAAUGAAGAACUUUAACCAGUUCUUAGACAAUAAGGAGGUAGUAUCGAAGUCAAGCAAGCUCCUUGAUAAUGAUGAACCAUAUCUUCUUGAGUAUGAUAUCGCUGGAGGAAUACCAGGAAUGAAGUACCCAGGUAUUGAUGAUGAGGAUCAAGAGAGAUUGGAAAAUGAGAUGGUAGAGAAACUUCUUAAGGAAGGCGAUGCUGAUAAGCUCAAAUCUGGUCUCACUCUUCCCACAGAUUCAGGCCUUAACAAGCUUUAUACGGGAAACAUCACAGAGAUCCAAGAAAUUAGGAAGAUCUGUUUCAAGAUUUCUUUGAUUCGCCAGAUGCAAACGCAGCAGUACAUGCAUCGUACGCAAAUGCGUCAGCCAGAGGUUGAGUACAUUAAGGAGGUUGAUGUGGACCCUGUUUCGAAACUUCCAAACCAUGACAUUUUCAGCCAUGAAACUCAGUACGCUGCUUUACGAAAAGGUAUUGCGAAGGUUGCAAUGCACACGGGCUUUGAAACAACCGAGCCGCUUGCUAUUAAUACCUUAACACAAGUGGCCGAAAGAUACAUGCUGAACUUGGCAAAGUCUCUCAAGCUACAUUGUGAGUCGUCUUCAAGCAAUCGUUUAUCCGAUAAAGCAAUCGUUCUUCUCAGUUUGCUCGAAAACGGUGUGGAGAGACCAGAUGACUUGUAUACUUUUGUUGUUGAGAAGGCCGUUAAACAGGAGGCAAAGCUCAAGGACUUGAGGCAAAAGCUUUCAGGCUUUGUCAAAGAGCUUCUUAGACCAAGUUUGCAGACACUCAGCGAACAAAAUUUCGAGAACAACAGUGAACAGUUCAUGACAGGUGAUUUUGCUAGUGAGAUUGGCGAUGAUUUCCUCGGUCUUAAAGAGCUUGGCCUCGACAAAGAGUUCAAUAUGCUUAGCUCUUCGAUUCCAACCUACUUGUUACAUUCUCGUUUGCAAAACUCGCUCUCCAGUGCUGAUCCAGUCAACAAGAGUACUAAGUACGAGGAUUUGAAGGAAUGGAACCAACCAAAGUUGACACAAGCGGAUGUGCCAAACCAGAUCGGCGUCUUACAGCCUUUUUACAACUCUUUGGUUCAAAAGACCGAGACUUUCAUUGUCAAACAGCAAAAGAGAAAAGGCGAGAGCACAGAUCUUCCCCCACCCACCAAGUUAUAUCUUAUUGAGGACGAGGAAUUGCCACAGAAACAGAGAAACAUUCGUCCUCGUCUUCCUCCUACAGGAAAGAUCGCUUCCGUGAAGAAAAAGCUCCUUUCACAAGCCUUCGUGUUAUCAGAUCAUGACUCAGAGAGUGGUAAUGAUACCUUUGAAGAUGCGGAUAAUAUGGGGUUUGAUGCGAUCGCCGGCAGCGAAGACAUCGAGAUGAAAAAUGAGGAUACCAAGAGAAUCAGAGAAAACAUCCUCAACAGAGAUGUUUUUGGAAGGACGGUGCUCCAUAUCACUGUCCUCUGUGACUUACCUGACUUGAUGAGCCAGGUGUUACGGAUUCCGGAGGCAAAACAGAUUCUCUUGGCUACUGACUGUGAGAAUGGAUGGAACGUGCUACACUAUAUCUUUUACCAUAAACGGUUUCGCUGCUUUGUGGUGCUUCUAGAGUACUUGGAGAAGGCGUCUGUGGGAAACGUUUCUACGCUACACGAGCUUUUGAAGAAGAAGGACCGGAGCGGGACUCCUCCAGUGUUUUUGUUAAGAAAUGACGUGAAAGACUUUGUGUGGAUCCCAACCUACGUUAAUGAAAAUAAUGACUUUCACCUCGAGUUUAGGUAUCCUGGCCAAGAGAUUGAGAACGCAAGUACCCAGAUGAUGAGAAGGUCGUGGCAGCUCGACCAUAUAAUGUGGGACCGUCAAAGAGGAGCGUCUGACUUAUACGUUAUGGGUUCUAAUGCUAAUCAUUCCCUUGGUGUUGGUGAUUCAACCGACAGAACGGUUCCUGUGAAGCUUGCACACCAUGCGUUCCAGGCUGAACAUAAUGACUUGCAACUGUUUCUUCGAAAACCUCGUUUUAGUGAACUUAGAACUUCAAAGUAUCAUUCUGUUGCUUUGACGACAGAUGGUAGGUUGUUCACCUGCGGCCUAGCUUCCAAAGGCAGAUUAGGAAACGGGACCUCAAGAAACUUAUUCUCGUUCACAGCCGUGAAUAAAUUUGAGAAAGAGAAUAUUUCAGUCACCCAGAUAGCUGUUUCUACAGGCCACAACUUGGCCUUGACCACAUCCAACGAACUUUAUGCGUGGGGGCUGAACGAAUAUAAUCAGUUGGGCUUUGCCUCGACAGAAAAUGUAUCAUACAAGAAUAAUGUCGCCAGGGAGUUUGAGAAUGUUCCCACUUUGAUUGCAACAGGUGUAUUUCGAAAGAAUCCUGGCCGAAUCUGUGGUAUUGCUGCAAGUAAGGUACACUCGGUGGCCUAUACGACUGAUACCAUAUACAUGUGGGGUUUUAAUGUUGGGCAGAUGGGAAUUGACCAAGGUUCUUGCCACCUCAGUCUCAACGUCAAUGGCUCCAUCUUUAAGGGCUCAGUUGUUGAACAUCCGAAGGCAGUUACCUUUAAGGAUGAAAUCAAGUUUAUCACAGCUAGUGAGACUUGUACCUGCGUUGUGACAGGCACCAAUGACAUCUUCGUUUUUUAUCAGAACCAUAGAUGCAAACUUUCAAAGUUACCGACGAGAUCUGGUUCCGACAGCUUCGAUUCUUACAAACCAUCGAGGUUAACUGUUGCCCCAGUGAUCCGUAAGGUUGCUAUGAAGUCUCCAGAGAACAUAUUCGUACUUCUCGAAAGUGGUGAUGUCAUGGCAUUUUCCCUUCCUGGAAACUUUGACAUGAAAUCUGCAAGGAAUGUUAAAUAUUCAUAUUUAUGGAGGGCUUAUGAUUCUAAUUUGCGUGCUGUUGACAUCGACAACUCAUACGAUGGCUCUAUUGUGCUUUGUACCCGAGAUGGCUCAGCUUUCAUGAAAUCCACCCUGGCUGGUCAGACACAGCGUCGUUCGUCGAUCACCUCAAAAACCCCAUCUUUGGCGAUGACAUCGAAGAAUAAGUUUAAGAAGCUUGAGGGAAUAAACAGAGUUGUACAAGUUGCUUGUGACGAGCUCUUCAUAUCGUUUGGAUUUAUGCGUGAUGAGACUGAUAUGCUCCCAUUAAAACUUCAGAAGAAUGAUUUUACAAAAGACAUGGCAUACUUGAGUCUUUUAAGUGAAGCUGACUCUUACCGCAAGCAGGAUCAGUUACUUGACAAGGAUCAUGACGUAAACUGCUAUGUCUCUGACUUCCUCACACCUGCUCGACCUCGACAAAAGAGAGCGGAUCAUCUUCUGUUCCUUCAAGGCGACCGCGAGUAUGAUGAUGAUGACGAUAUCUCUAGAAUGAAGUUCAGCGAUAGACUUUAUCAAAGACUUAUUCAACACCAUACUUAUCUGCGGAAAAAGAAGCUUUUAUUCAAUGAAUUGCACCAGACUUUUGACGACGACGAGGACUUAAGGCUUAGAGGCGUGCUCGAGUCUGAAAGUUCGCUUGACACAUUAUUGAAGCUCGGGAACUCUAUUACCAAAUUUCAUGACGCAUUUAUCGAGUUCAGGUCUGAAGCUAACAUUACCUUUGGAUUUCACACUAGUAUCUUGGCAUGUCGUCUGAAGUUUUUUGACAGGAUCUUGAAUCAGGAGAACGAAGGUGAGUACUUCAUAUCAGAGGGAAUCAAAGGCAACUACGAUCCCAGUAAAGGAUCAUUGACAUUUGAAACCGAUGUUGAUACUCGUGCUGUGCUUAUUUUUCUUCACUUUGUUUAUACCAAUCGUGUAUUGGCUUUUUGGGAAGCAUAUCCUUCUGGGCCCAAGUGUCCACUGCUGGUGAAAAAGACAAAAGACGAUUUUACCCGCUUGAUGGCAGUCUUCCAGAUGGAUGCUUUCCAUACUAAAGAGGAGCAAUUCACUAGCCAGUUUGAAGGCUGCAUUGAGAGAAACAGUGGAGACCUUCUCAUUUGUCUUCGGGAUGGUGAUGUCCGCUGUGAUCCAUCUAUUUUGGCUGCUAGAUCAGCCUUCUUCGAAACUUUCCUCUCAGAAAGAUGGGACGUAUCGGACGAUGAGCUGGAGCAGUCUCCCGAAGAAGAGGUCAGGCACAUCAACUUGGAAGGCAUUGACAAGGCUCAGUUUGAGAUUGUUUUACGUCAUAUACAUGGCUGUAAUGACUUAAAUGUCUUCGAUAAUGCAUAUCUGUCUGUUGCGAAAAACAACGAAAGUGACGAUUUUAUCAAUCUUAUGCUUGACAUGAUUCAGAUUGCGGACGAAUUACUUUUAAUUCAAUUGAAACACUUGUGCGAGCUUGCUAUCAAAGAUCUCAUUAACAUCGAUAACGCCUUAAUUCUUGCUGCUCAUGCCUAUUACCUAUCGGCAUCUAAGCUUUUCAAGUGCUGUUGCUGGUGUAUUUUUAAUAAUCUUGACACAUUGGUAUUUCUGCCUUCGUUUAAAGACCUAGACUGUGAGAUAUUGGUUGAGGUGGAAAAAGAGAUGAGAUUUUUACAGUUGAUGAAACAAACUGACUUUGUUAUUGGUGAUAAGGGAGAGGUCAAUAUCAAUUUACUCAAAUCCUCCAACGGUCCUUCAAUUGACAUGAAUGCGAUUUCUGAAUUUGGGGUUGGCUUGAAUGACAUCUUCUUGACCGACGAUCUGGCAUUCAAGCCCAUCUUCGAUCAAUCACCAGAACAGUUGGGCGGUGUUGAAGAAAAGAAACGUCGCUCUUCAUCUCGAAGACUUUCUAGAAGAGAAAGCGGAGCCGAAUUACAUAGAGAGAUGCAAUCUUUGAAUCUCAACAAGGUAACUCGGAAAGCUAGUGAUUCGGCAAUAGCAGACGAUAUUCCGGUAGAAGAGAGCGACUUUGAAGUCGUUUCCUCCAGAAGAAGGCGAAAGUCGAAGCCAGCUCCGAUACCACCACCUGCUCCAACCUCUCAGUCGGAAACGAGUGACUCUGAGAUAAGCAGGAACCAAAUUUUUGAUAGCUCGAGAUCAGAAAGCGCAAGUCCGCCGCCUUCGAGUGCUCCCAAGCCGGCAGCCCUUAACUGGGGCUCACGCAAUUCUUCCACAAGCUCUAUUGCCAAGUCACCACUAGGUCCAGCUUUAGGUGAUCUGUCACUCCAAACCGGGAAAUCCAAAAGUAAGAUCAAGUUUGCCGCUAAUAAGCCAUCGCAGAAUCAAAGAAAGAAACUUGGAGUCGAGGCACCUAUUGAAAAGAAACCAGAUGUCGAGCCUUCCUCUGCACCAGUCCUCAAGAACCCUUGGAAGCCUGUUGCUUCUUCGCUGGCGUCCCAUGAUAAUAAUUUGGGCAACAUGCCUGUGCUUGGAAGUUCAGAAGAAGUGCCUCAGAAUAGUCCUGGGUCAUUGACGGCAAUCAUGUUGGAAGAAUCAUUAAAGAUCGAGAACCAGAAGUACAUGGAGAGUCAACGGAAGUCGCUUCAAGAGAUCCAACAGGAACAAGAGUUUGCCAAAUGGUGGGAGGAAGAGUCUAGGAGAGUUCAACAAGAAAUGAAAGGGCCCACGUCUAAAUCACGUAACGACAACCAAAAGAACGGCAAGGCUCGAAAGCCACGCAAACCAAAAAAGAAGCCCCCUUCUCAAACUACCAAUUAA
This is a messenger RNA of Candidozyma haemuli, 7449 nucleotides long. RefSeq lists its product as uncharacterized. Gene Ontology annotation, biological process: regulation of transcription by RNA polymerase II. Gene Ontology annotation, cellular component: SAGA complex; SLIK (SAGA-like) complex. NCBI's taxonomy places the organism in Eukaryota, Fungi, Ascomycota, Pichiomycetes, Serinales, Metschnikowiaceae. The coding region runs from base 1 to 7449 and encodes 2482 amino acids. The transcript is spliced from 2 exons. The record is from RefSeq and is a predicted model, not a curated record. Gene Ontology annotation, molecular function: structural molecule activity; protein heterodimerization activity.